GGCCAAUUGUGCGCCGCCCAUGAGUCUCCCGGUCGUGGCGGGCUGUAAAACACAAAAAGAACAGCCAGAGGGAUUACACAGAAAAUGAGAAAAUAUUAUAUAUAUAAAAUCAUAACACAAAUCAACAUUAUAUCAAAUACAGACAUGUAAAGAUUACAUUUUUUUGACAUUUUGUUUUGUAUACGUUUUAAUAGUGCUAAAUAGUUUUCCAAAUCUGAUUAAAAAUAAAUAGAAAAUGUGCUUUUUCUUCAUACAUUUUUAUUUGUGUAUGAAAUAUUUUCAUAAUAAAGAGAUGUAUGACAUACUGACGUUCAACUGUGGAAUCAGUGUAGUAAAAUAAUAUGUCAAACUUAGAUAUUUCAAUGGUUGUAUGCAUUUUGUUGUCAAGAUAUAGUUGUACAUCAGUCCAGAACACAAAGUCAAAAUUGGUGCCUGGUACUCUCACGCGUGUGUAAUCGCUUGAAUGAACGUAAUUCAUCACGUGAACACAGUGACGCUUAGAAAAUGUUCGUAGAGGAGGGCCGUGUUCGAGAGGAUCAAAACCGUAAUGUAUCAUGGGUCUGUUCCAGAAAGAAGUAGGUCCAGACUGAUCCAGCUAAGGAGUGAUACUGAGCAGAUACAUGGAUAGCCAAAUGAAGCAGCGUGUCUUCACUGGGGUCGUGACCCAUCUCCAGGAGCAUUAUGGGAUGGUGGACCAGGAAGUGCGUUUUCAGAAGAGUGUGGUGAAGGGGAGAGUUCCGGCGCUGGGGGAGAGGGUGCUGGUGAAGGCUGUCCUGGAUCUGUCUCAAUCCCACAGCUGGAGCGCCCAGAGAGUACAGACCCUCACAGAACACACACAGACGUCAAAGUUUCCUCGUCCUCUCCUGCCCUCCAUGAUGCCUGCACACGGACAGAAACCGGGCAUUCUGGGUAGCAAGCCGCAGCCUCUCCUCAAAUCUCCCAAGAUCCCUCCUCUCAUCCCCAGCAUCCUUCACACUGUGGCCAAACCGGGGUUGCUGCAGACUCCAUCAUGGGGGGGGCAGUUUGAGGGCUGGGGCAGAGGCAUCAGGAAGAGACCUUCUGAGGCAGGGAGACGAGACCGCCGGGAGGACAGUGGAGUGAGGGGUUGUGACCAGAAGAGGAGGAGGUGGAAGGAGGAGGAGGAGAAGGGAGCUCACCACAAAAAGACCUCCCCUACCCCACCUCAAAGUCCCGCCCUCUUCUCCUGCUUCCCCAGGGAUUGUGUGUCCUGUGACAGUCUAGAGCUACAGCGUCGCUACCCCCACCUUCCCCUCCCCCCAUCUGUCUGCCACCUGUCAAUCAGUUGGAUUGACAGCUUUCCCUCCUCCCAGCCCCUCCCCUUCCCCCUCCCACAGCCCUGCCUUUACCACAUAGGCCCCGCCGAGCCCGACCAACACACAAACAUCGAGAGAGAGGGCGCGGAGUACACUGUAAAGGUGCUGCUGCUGUCCAUGGCCAGUUCAGAGGAACUGUACAGACGGUGCUGUGGGCUGCAGGACCAGAAAGAACAGCAGGGUGGUGCUGUGCACCCUGCCUCUCUCAUCAAGUUCCUGUUGGGGGAGGUAGGGGGUGAGUUUCGGGCCCUGGGGGGUCCGUGGUGUCUUGAGACAGAUGGUGGCGGCCCCAGUCCGCUGAAGGACCCUCGGGCACUGCUGAGGACAGCCCUGCGCUGUGUGAGGGAACAGAGUGGACUGGACCUCAGCGGCUGCUCCCAGUGGUAUAAGAUGGCUGAGCUGAGCUAUGUUUGUGAGGGGAAGGUGGAGACAGUGGUGUUUCUGUUACCUGAUGUCUGGCGGAUCGUACCUACAGAGGAGGACUGGAGCACACUCAGGACUCAGGAGGAGGAAGGGGCCCCUCUCCCUGCUGCUCCCUGCCUGGUUGCAAGGCCUCGUCCUGGGCUAGCCCUCUGCCCCGUCCCCCUCUCCUCUCUCCUGGAGCCCCACACCUCCACAACCAAGGAGGCCUUUGAGGUGGGAUUGCUGGCAGAGUUGUUUUGUGAGAUGCUUCAGAGGGACUUUGGUCUGCUGCUCUACCGCUGUCUCUGCUCUCUAACGCCUACACACACACCCAUGGAGGAUGAACAGAUAAAGCACGACAAAAAGCAGAGAAUGCGGGAUGAGAGGAGUAAAAGAUUUCAGGAAAGAGGAGAGAGCCGAGGGAGAGCAGCGGAGGAUAAGGAGGAGACUGAUGACGAUGGAGAAGAGAUAGAUGAGAAAGAAACAGAAGGAGAGGUAGAACGAGAAAGAGAAAUGUUGGGAGAGGAGGGAAUUACUUGUGAGAAUUCAGACUCCCUCUUAAAGCACAAUGUGCUGUCUCGUAGGGUGUUGUUGGCCUGUGUGUUCUUUGACAGACGGCUCACUGGCAGCCUCAGACAAGCAGACCUUCACAACAUCUUACUGUCACUAGGGCUGUGGCUCACACCCACCCAAGUCCAGGUGGUGUUGAAUAAGGUGUGUGUGGAGGGGCAAUGUCCAUACAGGAUGCUAGCCUCUCGCUGGGAGGAGACGGAACACACAGAACCAGACAUCAGCAUGGAAGGUAACCGUGGGUUGUUUCGUGGAGCUCCAAAGAAGGAGAAGGCAUCUGGCAGGAAGUCUGGGGGGUCCAGGGGGCCAACUGCAGCCGUGGGGGCUGAGGUGGUCUCUUACAGGGGCAGUGUGGUCAACAUCCCCAGCCUGCUACUGGCCCUGGAAGCAGCAGACAGAACACGGAACGCCCUGGAGCUACGCAUUGCCACCCUACAGGACGCACUGGUGGAUGCUGCGGCUGUCACUCAGGGCCAGGAGGAGGGUCUUGGCAGCAGGCUGGAGAAGGCGGAGCUUCGAAGCUCAUCCUAUGAGAAGAAGCUGAAGGAGGACGCUGGUCACAUGUUCGCCCUCAUCCACAAGAUGCAGGAAAUGGUCGACAAGACGACAAGCCUGACCCAAUCAAAAACAGAGACAGUGGAUGAAGAGUACUGAUUGGUCGGAGCAGAACAGAGAAGUGAAGAUAAACUUGAAAGAUUACACUACUACACACACGCACCAGCCAGAUUGACGGGGAUGAGUGAGUGACUACACACACAUACAGUCAUGACCGAAAUUUAUUGGCACCCUUGAUAAAGAUUAUCAAAAAAGACUGUAUAAAAUAAAUAAUACAAUUACUGAGCUAUAUUGUAUGCUCCCACAUUUAAAAAAAAGUAUAUUAUUUUAUACUAAUACAACUGCUUAACGAAAGAGAUUUUGUUUUUCUCAAUAAGAUGGGAGUCAAAAUUAUUGGCACCCCUCUUUUCAAUACUCCGGCACUCUCCCCUUGUAAGGAUAACGGCACUGAGCCUUUUUCUCAAAUUAUUUAUGAGAUUGGAGAACACAUUGGUAGGGAUCUUAGACCAUU
This is a messenger RNA of Coregonus clupeaformis (lake whitefish), 3372 nucleotides long. RefSeq names its product cell cycle and apoptosis regulator 2 (gene ccar2). Gene Ontology annotation, cellular component: DBIRD complex; nucleus. Gene Ontology annotation, molecular function: RNA polymerase II complex binding. Gene Ontology annotation, biological process: regulation of DNA-templated transcription; RNA splicing. The record is from RefSeq and is a predicted model, not a curated record. The coding region runs from base 621 to 2960 and encodes 779 amino acids. The transcript is spliced from 19 exons. Lineage: Eukaryota; Metazoa; Chordata; Actinopteri; Salmoniformes; Salmonidae.